Molecule: messenger RNA, 1014 nt
Organism: Seminavis robusta
Lineage: Eukaryota; Bacillariophyta; Bacillariophyceae; Naviculales; Naviculaceae
Source: the annotation of a GenBank genome assembly
AUGGCCAUGGUGGUCGAGGAAAGUAUGGUUGCGAAACGAUGGCAACGGGCAAAUAGUUUGGAAUCCAGCACUGAUAAGGUGCCGAUAUUCUCCUCGUUAUCUAUAUGUACCUGUAGUAGCAGGAGAUCUAUGAUGGCAACGGCGUUGGCACUGCCAGUACUAGUAGCAAUCCCGACCGUGGGAAGCUGCGAAGAAGCCUUGCCCUUUCAAGAUAAAGAAGAAGAUGAUGGCGACAACAAGAGAGGAGGCAAACCAUUUGCUCCUGCCAGCGCCCUCUUACCAGCGACCCAGCUCAAGCUGGCAGUCGAUCAACUGUAUGACUUGUCGCAAUCUCUUGACGACAAGACCGCCAGCACACAACAACAACAAAAGUACCAAACGCUACAACAAAUGAGUCAAUUGUGGAAGAAUCGUCCUCCACUCUUUACUACUACAACUUCUGCCAAACAACAACAACGACUGCCUCCACGAGCGUCACCCUCCACGGCACAACUGACAACGGGAAUUUCAUCGGCCAACAAGCAGCAGUACCAAGCCAACCGCAAAGACUUGACAUCGCUCCCCGAUCGAAUGGCCGCCAUGCUCAAUCAAGCCGAUGUCGAACGUCAAUGGGGGAUGUUGCAGUACCAAGAAUCCAAGCUAGAAUCCAACAAUGAACUACGAGCCGCACUGAACUAUUACACAUCCCAACUCGAGUUUGGACAGGCAUAUUUGUUGACUGCGAGCAAGGAGACGAGAAAACAACUGAUUCGGAAUGAUCAAUUACCAUCCUUGACGGCAGUCAUAACGGCCGACUUGGAUUUGAGAGAUUUGUAUCGCAAUGAUUUCCUAACCGCCAUGGAUGAUGCCAUUGCGGAGAUGGAGUAUCAAUUGAAGCUAACGCCGCAAGAAGUGGACGUUACAGAUGUUGUAGAGCUCCUGGAGCAGGCUCAUACGGCCUUGUCCAAGUGGUUCGGUCUCAUUGCUUGGAGUGAUGUGCAAGAGGCAGUGGAAACGAUGAGACAAGAAGGGUGA